This is a messenger RNA of Sphaerulina musiva SO2202, 537 nucleotides long. RefSeq lists its product as uncharacterized. NCBI's taxonomy places the organism in Eukaryota, Fungi, Ascomycota, Dothideomycetes, Mycosphaerellales, Mycosphaerellaceae. The transcript has 2 exons. The record is from RefSeq and is a predicted model, not a curated record. The coding region runs from base 1 to 537 and encodes 178 amino acids.
AUGGACCUGGUUAGCAUAUCGGUGGUGUGCUGUCCAGAGUGUAUGGUUCCGCUGGCGGGCGAGGACGGCUUCCAUAUCGUCCUCGUCCUCGUCCUCGCCCUCGCCCUCGCCCUCGCCUUGGUCCGGACCGAGAUCGAACGUAGAGCAUCCCUCGACGAAGGGCUCGAUACCGGUGUCGAGGAUAGCGCGGAGCGCGAAGGGCUGUGUAUGCGUGAUAAGAUGCUCGUUGGCGCGGUGGCGCGUAAAGUCGAAGCCAGGCGUCGAGUUGCCAAUAUCAUCCUACAGCCGGUCGGCCGUUAUCGGGAGAGGGGUCCGGCCGCCGAGGAGGGUGCGAUAGAGGACGUGCUAGGCGUUACGGUACGCCCUCCGGAUAACGGCUCCAAUACGGCUCAUAUCGUAGCUUACGCCGCGGUAGCAGGCGACCGUGCUGCUCUCCUAGCUCAUAUAGUGGCGGGAGACGGUAGAGCGCGUAUAGUACAUCAACUGCCUCCGGAGACGGACGACCUCGCCUACUGCCGUCUCUCCGGAGGGGGAUAG